AAGCCUGCGAGCGAACCGGCCGGUUUCUCCAGCAGGCAACGGCCUUUACGACCGGUCGUGCGAGGGGAUCCACAGCAUUGUUCCUCCUCACCGACGCCGACGCCACUCCCGCCGGCCGGUAGGGUCUGUCUUUUGUUGUUCUUCCAUGAGGCUGGUGAACGGCGGGUUCAGUCCAACACUGGAUAUAUGUCUUCGAGGAACGGCCGUGUGAUCGUGCGAUCAUCUUCAAAGAGCAAGGAUUAAUGUGCGUGUGUGUUUGCUUUCCGUGUGGAUGUGUUAAGUGCGGCCACGUGUUCACGCCAGGAAUGUGUUAUUGUGUUCCUUGGAUCCUGACUCGAUGAGAGGACUGCGGAAUGUGAGCCACCUGCCGUGCCCUGGAUGUACGGCUCGAUUGAGGAUUACGGCCUUCUUAUAGCGUGAUAUGUGAUCGUCUAUUAGAGGUUUUGCGUCAUCGUCGCUUUUUUUUGGGGGGGACUAUAAUUUUUGGAGGAAUGUAAGACUGAUGCCGGUGACAUCUCCCGUUGGGGCUGAGAUGGCAACGGCUGCGACGUUUCGGAUAUCUGUCGCGAGGAUAAAGAAGAGGACACCAGCAUGAAUGUGCUCAACAGGAUACUUGGAGGGAAACCCAAAAACAGCGGCAGUAACGACAGUCCUAAGGAGACCCUCUGGCAGAAGGCGUCCUCGCUCCGUCAGUCUCUGAGAGGGCGUCCGCGUUCCAGGAGGCCGGCGUCCCUCUAUCUGGGUGACGGGGGUUCUCCGCCGGGCAAGAGUCGUCUGCGAAGAGAAUGGGGCUCACACCGCGACCUCUCCAGGGAGAAAAGGCACGCUGCGAAGUCGUGGCACAGCAACACCGCUGAUGACGACGGCGGGUUCCAGAGCAGACUGCAAGCUCCCGGAGAGGACAGUCCCGCGCCGAAGGCGUGGCCCUCGACAUCCACCCUUCAGGACGACCAGCCGCGGACGUCGACGGGAAGAUCCCUACGAAAGCUAACGAAGGACUCCGGCUACGAGACUAGCGUUCAGGGCGAACCAGACUAUGUUAACCGGGACUGCUGGACUGAGGGCGAGCGGGACUCGACUUCUGCGGCUGCUGUCCCCGAGCUACAGCCCUCUCAUCAACGGGAAAGCAGGCAGUUGCAGAGGAGCUUCAGCUGCUACACACAGGCCGAGAGCUCUUCUGCAGUGACGGGGCACAAGACAGCUUCUACCGGUGCUUCUGGAGACACAGCAGACAUCAGCCGUGCGAAAUCUACCACCACGCUACACGAACGUGCCGGCCAACAAGAGAGCGGGCUGCCAUACAUAGCUAGGUCUUCGCAGCAGCAGCAGGAUCAAGACAUGGGAGCCCGUCGAUUCCGCAAGGCUUCUGUGUACCAAGUCCUCGCGAGCAGAAGCGGCCUAGACUUCGCCCCUGUCGUACACCAGACGCGACCCUGGGUCGACCCAACUUCACCACGAGACACGACAACAACUACGCCAACGAGCCGACCUGAAGCCCUCUGGUCCACUCCGCAAAACUCGGAGAAGCGAGCGGGGUCUCCUACCCCUCCUUCAAGUCCCCCUACGCCUCCUACACGGUCUACGUCCUCUCACGAAAAGUAUCCUUCAUGGCCGGUGACGUCUUUGAGCGAGGACUCUCAGACGUCCUCAACGUCGACGUCUACCCAGAGGUCGCACUCGUGGACACAAGAGACCGACUAUCCAAAAGAGAAGCCGGCGGGUUACGUUAGGCCCAAGAAGUCGUUCAAGAUUAACCCGCAUCAAUUACAACCCGUACUGGAGAGGUCGAAUGAGAAACGGUCGAGUCCGGUCCUGGAGUACACGCCGACGCGAGUCGAAGACGUCUUUCCUAAGGACGUUUCAAGUUCCCUCACGUCUUGUAGAGCUGCCAGUAGAGACCCUCAAGUACACUCCCCACCCGAACGCGAGUGUAGUGCCGAGUCCUACCUGAGCAAAUAUGACGACGUCCUCCGCCACUACCAGCGCUGGAACGAUGCUCCGCUUCUUCAAAGGCUAUACCAAGAAGGCGAACGCCAGGGCUGGUCGUACACGUCAUCUGGAACGACGGCACCUGCUGGAAGCCAAGACCCCCUAAAGUGGCACGGCUCAUACAGCGAUCUCAGCGCCCUCUCGGUUCAGAUAUCGAAUCGGUCAUCACUGUUCGAUAGCGGUCACUCGACGCUACCGGACUCGGGUCGCCUAUCCCCGCAAUCGUCGUGCGACGGUAGUGUGAUGACCCUGUCUCAGAACGAGGCAGGCCACCGUGUCGUCUCGCGACUCGCUAGUCAAGCUGUUGUGGCGCACAGCGCACGGGUGAUGCCGCCCAAGAGGCACGAGUCGGAGAGUGUGCUGUAUUACUCGACGGGGGAAGGCAGCGGUCCGACGGCGCCUGGAGAGACUGGAGCUCCGGGAAAUAGGGUGUCCAGGUUGCGAGCGGCAUUCGACCCUCUCUCUGGGAGCAGGGUUAGUAUGUCCAGUAGUGCAACAUCGGACGAGACGGCGGGGGAACGACUUCUCUUUCUUGAUCCUUACAAGAAGCACCGGGUGUCGGACCCCGAACUGAAGGCCAUCCAAAAACAAGCCGUGCUUUCCUUUUACAAGCGCCAGACCAGUCAUAACGGCAAAGACUCAACGCUACUAGCAUCUGCCGCCGCCAGGAAUCGUACUUUGCCGCGACACGGACUUCCAAACAAAUUCUCUGUGCCAGUCAGUGAACCACCUUGUCCUUCGAAAUCCGCAGGAAGCCCACGAGUCUCUUCAACGAGUUUGGGAAGUCCUCCAGGAAAGAUUGCAUCUUGGACGUCGGCAAGGAGCUGGUCUGUACCGGACCUGGCUCAGCCUCUGUCGUUAGCUUGUGUUGCGCCAACUGACAGCUCCAGCAGGUCGGAUGCCUCAAAGUCUCCUGCAACACCACCACGGGAGUUCUCGUCUUCCUCGGUCGCUGGAGACACCUGGAUUAAAGCUUCUGGCCCUUCCAGCUUACCCGUCGUCCUUCGAACGGAGGAGGAGCGAGCUUUAAGUGGCUGGCAGGAGGAACCAGUGCGCAACAACGAUGCCAACUCUUCACAGACAUCCUGUGCUUCGAGUAAGGAGGGCCAACGAGGCCGGCGAGCCCAGCUUCGCGAAGUCCCCGGAGGCUCACCGACUGUUAAGCUGGUCACUUCCGACGGAGUUACGACGGUCGCCUCGCCUGUCGCCAAGGAAGAGGACGUCACUGAGCCCCCCGCUGUCCCUCCGAGGAGAGGGGGGUCCGCAGACCCACCUCCGCCACCGAGACCCCCGCCCAAGGGGUCGACGCCCCCGGCGAACGAUCUUGAGGACCCUGAGCUCAAGAGGAUCGCCGAAACGACGGCUCUGAACAACGGCCGCUUACCGCCAGUCACCACACGGUCCCCCGAAGGAGGCGGGGGUUCUACGUGUUCGAGUCCCGAUCUCCCUCUACCCCCACCCCCGCCCCCUGCCCAGCCGAGCGACGACCCCCUACCGCCACCUCCGGAAGAUCUGACUACUGCUCACCGCUCUACGACGGUCUACCCAAAGGACUCUUACAUGUCUUAUCGAACCGAACGUCAGCGCAGCCGCGUCGAAGGCAGCUACCGGCGUAGCUACCAGAGUUCCACUCCAGUCACCGACGAUCCAGUCAACAACAACAACGUCGAGUCAUCGCCGCCGCCGCCGCCGCCACUGACGUCGUCUCCGAACCAGCAGCCGACGUGGCCCGAAGGCUGUGUGACCCCUGAAGAUGACUUGCACAAUAACAACCACGUUGGUGGAGGACUGUCUAACUCGUGGAGUCAAACCUGUGUCAGUGAGAACCAUAAAGGGUCUACGAAGAGUCCAGAAGAACUGGAGUGUGAGAGGUUGUCCAUUGAUCUGCUAGCGUGCUUUGGGGAUGCCGCGCUUCGUUCCCUACUAGUGCCGUCCCCCGACCACAAGACCGUGUCGGACUAUAUGAAAGGUCUGGUGGACCGGAGCACUUGGCAGCGGAACCGAUGCCCCGUCUCUCCGAGCAUAUCUCCCUCUUCUCCAAGGGACGAGAACCAACAGGAGACCAUCCCUCCCAUCAGUGCCUACUUCAACACCUCCGAAGAGAAGGCCAAGCUUCUUACCAGGUUCAGCCAAGAGAUCGGCGACCAAGAGUGGGCUAGCGACUGCGAAAUUACAAAAAAGAAGGAGGAGCUAGCAUGCAGCAUUUCCCGGAAGCUUGAUGCACUUCGAGCAGAACAAGUGGAACUGCGAGAAGAGAUGUCUCAGAAUGAGGCCCUGGGUCAGGUGGUCACACGGCGAGUCGAAGCCCUCGCCCGACCCAACGAGUUAGACAAGUACAAAUUACACGUCGAGGAAAUGGAGAAGAUAGUUCAUCUUUUGCUCUCUUUGUCCGGUCGACUGGCACGUGUUCACAAUGCGCUCGGAACACAAGGCAAUUCUGCCAGUGAAGACGAACGUCGAGCCCUCGAGGCGAAACGGGAAAAGCUGAGCAGCCAGCACGAAGAAGCUCGGCGCCUCAAGGAGAGCAUCGACAGGCGGAGCCAACAGGUGUCUCAACUGCUGAGGAGAUACCUGACACCGGAAGAAUAUGCAGACUACGACCACUUUGUCCGCGUGAAGUCCAAGCUACUCGUCGACGCGCGGGAGCUCGACGAGAAGAUACGGCUAGGCGAAGAACAACUUGCAGCGCUGAAGGCAAACGGUUUGGGGAUGCGGUCGCCUUCCUAGUGAUCGUCGUGUGUUUGGAAUGACUGAGACACAGUGAAAUGUCGGCGGAACUGACAGGAUUUGGUGUGUGGGCACGUUCGAUGGUGAAUGCACACCGUGAAUGGAGAGAUGAUGGGUGAUUUGGAACAUGGGUGUGGAGCAAGUUCAAGUACUGUGUGGAUUGCAGACGCGACAUAUUUUGUAACGUUGAGCUUCGUCCUGCUUACAAGGCACCGAGACGUACACAAUCUGGGCCGUGUCGAAAGGUUUUAAAAGCUAUGGAAAACGUCUUCUACGUACAGCGUUUUUACGCGGUAGCAUCCACCGACGACAUGCUACAGGCAAGAUUCAGACAAAGGACUGAACUGUAACUCAAAGUUGUUUUCUAGCUUCAGUCCCGGCAAAAUGAUCACCUCGUUGAAACUGAUGCUGUAGCUGGAAUCUGGCUACUCCCCGUAUGUUACUUCAGCGUUUUUACUAAACAGUUCCUCAAAAACAAAACCACUAGACAUGAAGGACAAACAAACAAAAAGCAGUGAUUUGAAAACAAAAAAAACAAGUCAUGCAAAAAAAAAAAAAACAUGAGAGGACACUGUUCCAGUGCAUAACUUAGCAGGUUUAGUUGCAUUAAAACCCCAUUACUUGUGCGUUAGGCUGAAAUACUACUCGAUUUGCUAACCAGCUAUGCGAACAACACUGGCCUCCAUCAUCGUACCCAGAGUUCCUACGAAGCUCAACCUACGUCAUCACCCGAUUCAAAGUAAUGUGACGACAUCAAUGCUGGGAGCUCGGAACUUUUCGAGUCAAUGCCGGAACUUAGUAAGAAUGCUCUCGCUCCCUUGGCAAAAAAAAAAAGAAAAAAAGAAGCAAGUGCUGCCACCUGGCCAAGGUCAAAUCUAGUGCCAUAUCAGCUGCCCUACAGAGCGCGCCAUGAUGCCGUCAGUGGGCAUGCACACUCUCGCCCUCUUGUACAUUAAAGUCGAGCAAUAAUGGACAAGACUCGCAUCUUCAGCACAGACGGCCUCCACGAUGCCGCGCCCUGUACAUACUCAUCCGCGUGCAACGUGGGGUCGCGGAAGACAACGGGGUCUUAUAUUCAACUCGUUGCCUACUCGGUUGAGAGCGACCGAUUAAUUGAUUACAAUUUCUGUGUUGCCAAUAGCUCUUUUUUAAUGCUAGGUGAAUAGAACUAGGCUAUAAAGCAUUGCUAACGUGUUCCUGCAAAGUUUUUUUUUUUUCCCGGUCGCUGCUGGUUGCGACCUCGUGUGGCUAGAUUAUUUUUCUCUUUCGUUUUUAUUUCCUUAAAGAAAGUAUUUAUUCUCCAGUGCUCCGAUGUGAAAGUGUGAUACCGGAUCCUGUCUUUGUUAAGACUAGGCUGUAUUCCGGGUUUUUGGCAAGUGUGCCAGUGUGAGGCACGUCCUCAGAUGUCCCGCUGUUAUAUCGUGUGGUUGCAAUACUGUUUCGUUCGCUUUCUUGUUGGUAGGUAUGCUUAAAGUAUCUGCAGAGGGCUGCAAUGUCACAAAACAAGAAAUUUAUGGAAGAUGUCAGCAUCUUUAAGAAAAGGUAUCUUUACCGAUGAUAGAAAAAAAUAUUUUGUGAUUUUGGUUAGAGCAUAAAGUACUAAGCAUGAUUUGCAAUGAAUGGUAUUGUAGCCAAGUGGCUUUGAUGGGGUGAUGGCUUUUCCACAAGGAUGAUACAAUGAUUCCAAAAGCUUCUGUGGCUCUAAGUCCUUGCGGUGCAUAAAUUUUAGGUACGUAAAUUAAGCGUGAAAACUUGAAUACAGCCUGCGCUUAACACAGUAACAAAUAUUUGUUUUUUUUUUGUGUGUGUGCUGCAUUCCUAUGCCAACUGACCUACUGUUUAUACAUAUCACCCAGCCUACAAAAAUAUUUGUUAUUCUGCCAGUUCCCGCCUCAAUUCCGAGGAUGUCCUCAGAAAGUACGUGUUCUUGUUAGCAUAAAACGCACAGCACAGGUCAUAUCUAAGGUUCUGUGUUUUCACAUAUUUUACUCUUUCUCAAAAACUUGAUUUUCCUGAAAAUUUUUUUUUUAGUAUUCAGUGUGGUUGCCAGAUCAAAAUCGGGAGAUACGGCUAAAUCUGAGCUAAACGCUCAGACGUGGCAAGUCUGAGGAUGUUUACGCGGAUUUCUUUCGGAUCGGAUUAUUGGUAAUAAUUGUAUAUAUCUCGUAACAUGGGAGCUUAUAAACACAUUACCUGUUAUUAACGUCAUUCCUGGAACAUCAAUUGAAAGUAAUAACACGUACAUUUUUUCAUUAGCCAGGGUUCUUUUCACGGGAACCCCAGCCAAAGUUAUACUCCACUGCGCCACACAUAAUCGUUAUUGGACCUUAAAAUCCUUCUCCCUACCACUACAUUCAACAGUAUUUUUGUAGAAGCUUUGGUGAAAUGCAUCCACAAAAACGAGGAAAGAGUAGGUGUUGUUGCCGAGGCAACGAGAGAGGGUGGAGUAUGUUGUUUUUGUUGAAAGGGAACGACGAGAUGUUAUACGUGUAAAUACAAUCGACGUCGAUGGAGAGACUAUGACCAGCGCGCGUGCGGUCCGUGAUUUUCUGUAGAAUAAAGGCCGUGACAGGCUGAAUGAA
This is a messenger RNA of Ornithodoros turicata, 7298 nucleotides long. Its product is annotated as protein Shroom3-like. Gene Ontology annotation, molecular function: actin filament binding. Gene Ontology annotation, cellular component: apical plasma membrane; cortical actin cytoskeleton; adherens junction. Gene Ontology annotation, biological process: actin filament organization. NCBI's taxonomy places the organism in Eukaryota, Metazoa, Arthropoda, Arachnida, Ixodida, Argasidae. The record is from RefSeq and is a predicted model, not a curated record. The coding region runs from base 592 to 4716 and encodes 1374 amino acids. The transcript is spliced from 15 exons.